This is a messenger RNA of Cololabis saira (Pacific saury), 1635 nucleotides long. It is a transcript of the gene il20rb, whose product is annotated as cytokine receptor family member B16. Bases 1 to 855 code for a protein of 284 amino acids. The record is from RefSeq and is a predicted model, not a curated record. The transcript has 6 exons. Lineage: Eukaryota; Metazoa; Chordata; Actinopteri; Beloniformes; Belonidae. Gene Ontology annotation, molecular function: interleukin-20 binding.
AUGGAGACUCUGGAGGCUCCCGGGCAGGUUGCCAUGGAGUCGGUAAACAUGAAGCACACGCUGAGGUGGCUCCCCCUGCAGGCCGCGUGCAGAACCACAGUCCUGUACUCCGUCCAGUACCAGGGAGAGUUUGAGCUGCUGGUGAAGAACGGCAGCUGGAUGGACGCCGCCGAGUGCCAGCAGAUCCCCGUCACCCGCUGCGACCUGACCUUUGACCUCGGGUCGGACUCCAGCUACAACCUCCGGGUCCGAGCCGGCUGCGGGUCGGAGCUGUCGGCCUGGACCCGACUCAGCCGCCCCUUCAACCGCCAAGACACCGUUCUGACGGGGCCCCGGAUGACGGUGUCGACGGCUGGCGACUCCCUUCAGGUGGCGUUUGAGGAUCUUCCUCUCACCGCCGCCGCCAGCGUCACGGUGUGGAGGAAAGACCACGAGCAGCAGGCCGUGUCGUACCUGAUGCCGGCGGAGCAGGGCGUGCUGCACGUCGCCGCCCUGCAGGACGGAGCCGUGUACUGCAUCACGGCCCAGACGGUGCUGCAUUCAGGGACCCGCGGCAGCAGCAGCCGCCCCCAGUGCGUCUCCAUCACAGGGGGCGCCGCCGCGGCCUGGAAGAAGCCCACCACCGUCACGGUGACCCUGGUCCUGGUCUCCGGCCUCCUGGUCGCCGUGUUCUGGACCGUCGUCCACUGUGGACCCAACUCAGGCCACGCCCACUUCCACAAGGAGCCCCUCCCCCAAUCUCUGAAAUGCGGCGGGAACGUGCAGAUCUUGAUGUUCCCUCGGGGUGAUGAGGAGGAGGAGCGCUGUGAGCAGCUGCUCAGCGUCGAACCGGCGACCGAAGCGUUAAAGGUCUGACACCAAAAGACUGAAGCUUUGUUUCUGGGGGAAAUAAACAGUGCAAAGCCGGGUGGAAGCGGCGGGGCCACGGGCCGGGUUUACUGGGUCCACCGGUGCCGGGGCCGGACCAGGAGGCCCCGACUUCACAGGUAACGAGGUACAAUGAAGGAAACAAGGACGUUUGGGGGGAUGAUGGAGUCUUCCGUGAAGUCUACGGAGGAAGGAGGCAGAUUUGAGUUCACGCUUCUGCGUAGACGGUCCAGACGGAGUCACUCCAACACUUCAGGGGAUGUAAACCGUCAAAGGUCGUCAUCUAUCAUCCUAGGGAUGGAUUAAGGUUCCCAGCAGGAUUAAGGUUCCCUCUGAAGGGGCUCGACCUCAAACACUGAGCUGGACCGCUCCUCACCAGGAACCGCUGUCGUGGAAGUUGAUGCAAACGGAAGAUGUUCGUUUGGUUCAUAUAAUAAAAGCAGAAGAAGCUGCUUGGGAAUUUAUUCACGUAUGGAUCACAGAGAUCUUUCUAGAGGUCUUUUCCUUACUGGGAUAAACGGUCCCUUAUAUUUUGAACUUGUGUUACGAUGACGACCAGGAGCUGUUUACGGUGUCUCAUGUUUAGGAAAUACUUUUCACUGAAAGUGUUUACAGCAUCCAGGUGGACUUUUUAUCCGGGAUUGAAGCAACAUUAUUGACAUUUCUGUCAUGUUUUCAGGGUUGUGAUGUCAUGAUUUGUUCUUGUUAGUUUAGCAAUCUUUCUGUAAAGUUCCUGUUAGGGAUGGGCGGUAUGGACUAAAAAAUGUA